Molecule: messenger RNA, 1665 nt
Organism: Nanorana parkeri
Lineage: Eukaryota; Metazoa; Chordata; Amphibia; Anura; Dicroglossidae
Gene: IL10RA
Product: interleukin 10 receptor subunit alpha
Exons: 7
Coding region: 38-1579 (513 amino acids)
Molecular function (GO): protein binding
Source: RefSeq, a predicted model, not a curated record
UUGGCAGCUUAUGACAAAGCGAUGAUAACGUAGCUCUAUGGCAAAGCUGGGUCUCUCAAUGCUGGGCUGUGUGCCAUUGCAGAUUGCUAUCGUUGUUCAUCUACUGGUAUCUACAAAAGGUGAUUUGUUGAUGCCUCCAGAAAAUGUCAAUUUUCAGCUAGGAUUUUUUCAUCAUAUUUUGAACUGGUCACGCAACAAAUCUGAUAGUGAUGGGAUUUUGUAUCAAGUGGAGUAUCGUAGCUAUGGUUCCAACUGGACAUCUGUGCCAAACUGCACUUUUAUUAGCCACCUGAGCUGUGACCUAACGGUGGAAACCUUACCCAAGAGCCUUGGUUUUUAUGCACGCGUUAGGAGUAUUCUAGGAGACCAGGCAUCAGAAUGGGCCCGUACAACACGCUACACAUUCAAUGGAGUUGUUCUGCCUCCACCAUCUGUACAAGUGGAUGUUGAUGGCUCUUCAUUAUUUGUUCAACUCACUCUCCCAAAAAUUAUAGCGCAUAACAUCACACAACGCUUUGAAGAAAUUUUUCCCGUUAGCCGCAUGUACACUAUAGAUAUUCGAAGAACCUCAGAUAACCAUAUGUUUAAGCACGUGGAAUACUGUGAAACGUUCCAUAUUGUUAACCUGGUUGGAGGACAGGAGUAUUGUAUAAAAAUUCAACCUUCAAUCGCCUCCCGUGGAAAUACCGGGGAAGCCACUUCCGAGAGUUGCAUUUACCUCCCUGAACAAGGUGUGUCAAGUAGUACUCUCUUGGUGGUGGCAUCCUGUAUUCUAGCUUUUGUGGUUCUAUUGAUCUUUGUCAAUAUCUUUAUCUGUCUUUAUGUUCGAGGAGUUGUCAAGACACCCAAAACUCUAAUGUCUCUUAUCCAGAGAAGUUGGUCAUGGAUGGAUAAACCAUCAUCUCCAGUUAUUGAGAAAACCCUGCACUGGGAAAAUGGCCUGAUUGAACAUCUCAUGGCAGAGCACAGGGACUCUCUGGUGUGUAGUAGUGCAGACAGUGGGUUUGGAAGCCAAAUGUUUGUCAUCAACAUGUCAAAGUCCUCUCGAGAUUCCUCUGUAGAUGAAAGUGUGUCAACAUCAAAAUCCAAUAUUACAAAUAUAAACACACAAGAGGAGGUCUCUUGUGAAAGAGAAAGCUCCAAAGAUGAAGACAGUGGUAUUAGCCUAUCAACAGGCUCCCAUAACCUCAGUAGCUGUAGUGAUAGUAGUGAUGAUAUAGACAGCCAAAGUUGUGGUAACUGCAGUGAGACAGUAGCAGUGAAUGAAAGACUGGGUUACCUGAAACAGCAGGAAUCAGAGGAGAACACAAACAAUUUAGAAAUGAAAGAACUGGAACGCACAUGGCAACCACCAAUGAAAGAAUACCUAUCACAAGGACAACAAAAUCUGCUGAAAAACGAUAUUGAAUUCCCUCACCAGAAGGAAUUUGAUUCAGAACCAUGGACUAAACUCCCGGGGACCAUUCAAUCUUCAUUGCCCCUUACAGUGGCAUUCAGCCCAUUCAGCAGCAAACUUUGGGGUUUAGGUGUCAAUGUUCCAUCACUUGGAGAUGUAGAACUCAUGGAUACUAGAUCUUAGCAGCAAUGGUUGGGAUUUUUGAGUGGGUAUUACUCCUUUCACUAUGGGUAACAGAAAAUGAGAAAGUGGUUAUGUCUUUUGUAAAA